CAAAACAGCAUGCAAGGAGACAUGGGUUGGGGAUCUCUAACAGUCCUGGCGCUGGCAGCGUCCGGGGCAAAUGCGCUACUGCGUUUCUCCUGCUCACAGCUGGUGGUUGAGCGUCUGGACCCCUUGGUCAACCCCGGGCUCGCCCCUUCACCCCAUCUGCACCAGAUCGUCGGCGGUAAUGCCUUCAACACGACCAUGGACCCCUCAACACCCCCGCCGUCGCUGGCAACCUGCACGACAUGCACCUUUGCCGACGACUUCUCCAACUACUGGACCGCAGUCCUAUAUUUCCGCUCCCGCAACGGCAGCUACAUCCGGGUCCCCCAAAAGCCCAACGUCGGGUUCGAGCAAGCCCGCGGGGGCAUGACCAUCUACUACAUCCCUUACAUCGGCAGCACCAAGUCGAGCGUGACGGCCUUCAAGCCCGGGUUCCGGAUGCUGAUCGGAUCCCAAAGUUCACGCACACGCGAAGAAACCUCCCGCUUCCGGCAGCUGACAUACACGUGCCUGCAGAACAUGCUGACGCGCACGGGCGAGACGCUCGACAUGCCCAAGAAGCCGUGCCCCGCGGGCAUCAUGUCCAACGUCCGCUUCCCGACCUGCUGGGACGGGAAAAACCUUGACUCGCCCGACCACAUGUCCCACAUCGCCUACCCCAGCAGCGGCACCUUCGAGUCCUACGGGCCCUGCCCCAGCACCCACCCCGUCAAGAUCCCCCAGCUGUUCUACGAGGUCAUCUGGGAUACCACCCGCUUCAACAGCAAGGACCUCUGGCCUGAGGAUGGCUCCCAGCCCUUUGUGUGGAGUCAGGGCGACAAGACUGGGUUUGGGAACCAUGGCGAUUAUGUCUUUGGUUGGAAGGACGACGCUCUGCAAAAGGCCAUGGACAGCAACUGCGACCGGUGUCCGCAGCUCAAGUCACAGUCCAUUGCUCAGGGGAACCAAUGCACUCGCCCCGUGCAGGUUCACGAGCAGAUUGAUGGCUGGCUCGAUGCAAUCCCGGGCUUGACGCCGGGUUUGGAGGACCAGAUGUAGACGUAGGUUGAAGUCAUUGUGGGUUCAAGCUAUGAAUGGAAGCGGGAGUUUUCCCUGGAGCUGUGGUGUUGGUAGCAGUAUCUCUUCAGUGUUAUGUCAGGAUUAUCAGAUUAUUGGAAACUU
Canariomyces notabilis is the source of this 1158-nucleotide messenger RNA. RefSeq lists its product as uncharacterized. Bases 10 to 1035 code for a protein of 341 amino acids. Lineage: Eukaryota; Fungi; Ascomycota; Sordariomycetes; Sordariales; Chaetomiaceae. The transcript has 4 exons. The record is from RefSeq and is a predicted model, not a curated record.